CCCUCGGCGGUGGGAGGGGCGUAUUGUUGCAGCUGAGCCCCAGAGUUUAUUGAUCCGAGCACUGGUCCACGCUGCGAGGAGGAUUAAGUGAUUCCGGUGCCCGCCCGGUGCAGGAAGAGACACAGAGAGAGAGAGAGACAGUGCGGAUGGGGGGCAACAGUCCGAGUCACCUGUCCCGUGACGACGGUGACGGCGGAGGAGUCACUUUUGUGAAGGGCAUUCGGCUGUCGGACAAGGUCAUCCAUCGGAUGAAACAGUCGUCAAAGGUGGUCCGCCCUCAGCUCUCACACAAUGGAGCUCCUCCUUCACGCUCACCUGAAACACCAACACCCACUCCACCCUCCGCCCCCUCUGUUGAAGACAUGUUACCUCCCCUGACGACUCCUCCUGCUCUGCUCACCCCUCCACCGCCUGCUGCUCCUCGGGAAGCCCCGUCUCCAGCUCCGUCUGUGGAACCUGCUCCUCCUUCUGUAAAACUAGUGCCCCCUCCACCUGUAAAGUUUCACUCCCUUCCCCCGACCUUUGUUGAAUCUGAACCAACCCCUCCGCCUCCGCCUGCAGAGACACAAACUCCACCUCUAUCUGACCCUGUGGUCUCAGCCCCACCUCCUCCUCCAUCCUUAGUUUCUCCACAGGUCGAAGUUAAUGUGGAGGCUGCUUCUCCUCCACCCCCACCUCAAUCAGUGGAGGCACUAGUUCUACCUCCUCCUGAACCCUUUGUCAUGGAACCAAGAAGUCUGUCUACACCACCUGUUCCAGAACAAGUCAUCGAACCUCUUGUCCUUCCUCCUCCUGUAGAGUCAUCCCCAGCAGCUGCAGCUCCACCCGAACCUGCAGCUUCACCUCUCCCCUCUGAACCUGUGAAACCAUUACCUCCACCUCCUGAACCUGCUGCUGCACCUCCGCCACCUUCACCUUCACCUCUUCCCUCUGAACCUGUGAAACCAUUACUUCCACCACCUGAACCUGCAGCUUCACCUCUUCCCUCUGAACCUGUGAAACCAUUACUUCCACCUCCUGAACCUGCUGUUGCAGCGCCAUCUGUUGAACCUCUUGAACCUGUUGUCCCUUCCAUCACACUGGCGGAAGCAGUCCAACCUCCACCUACUGUUGAAUUCACACCUGUUGAACCAAUAAUCCCACACUGUCCAUCUGAUUCAGCUCCAGCUGAAGCUGUAGUUCUACAUCCUCAUGUGGAGCCUGUAGUCCCACCUGCUCCGGCUGAAGUUUUGACUCCAGUUGUGGCUCCGGCUGUUGAUUCACCACCUCCAGCUGAAGUGGUAGUCCUACAGCCUCAUGUGGAGCCUGUAUUCUCGCCUGCUCCGGCUGAAGAAGUGACUCCAGUUGUGGCUCCAGCUGUUGACUCAACACCUCCAUGUGAGCUGGUUCCACCUCCACCUCCUCCAGAGCCGGUAGCAGCUCCCUGUCAUCCUCCAGAACUCACUUUUGAAGAGCCCUGCCCACCUUGUCACUGUGUGGAGCUGGCCGUCGUACCCACUGAUGCACCUGUAAGCGAACCCCUCGUAGAGCCUCCAGCACCAGCUCCAUCUGAUCCAGCUCCAGCUCCACGCCCAGAGUCCACUCCCAUCCUGUCUCUGACCUCUGUUGUUCAGGAUGAAGUACCUGCCGUUGCCUCAGUGCCUCCGCCUGCGAAAGCUUUGGACGUUUCUCCUGAAGCGCUGGAGGAGGAGCUGAGGCAGAAGAUCAGAGAGGAGAUGCAGACGAGUCUGGAGGAGGAGAUCAACCAGAAGAGGCAGGAGCUGCAGCAACAGCUGGAGGAGAUUAGGGCUCAGUGUCAGGCUGAGGCCGGGGCAGCGGCUCAGGCUCAGGUGGAGCAGCAGGUGAAGGAGACGCUGGAGGCAGAGAAGGCUGCGUACAGGGAGAACCUGACAGACUCCAUCAUGAAGGAGCGAAUGAAGACGGAGGACGAGAGGCUCAUGGUGCAGCUUUAUUGGAUGGAGCUGAAGGCCUAUCAGCUGGAGGAGAGGGAGAAAGAGUUAAAGAAACGGGACGCUCUCUACAAGGAGCAUGUUGCAAAACUUGAAACUAAGUGUACUGACUUUUACAAAGUGACCGCAGAGAGCUUCCAGCAGGGCAAAGAGGACACACACAACCGUUUUGCGCGUUUCAGUGUCCAGCCAGUUUGUGGAGACCUGCAGAGUCAGAUUUUAAAGUGCUACAAGGAGAACACGGGAAAGACUCUGUCGUGCUCAGGUAUCGCCUCAGCCUACAUGCAGUGUGUGGAUAACGCCAAGAAGGAUAAAUUGAGCACUGGAGGUUAAUAUGAACCACUCGAUGAAGACGUCUGCACUUCUGAUACAUUUACUGCCGCAGCAAACAAACGAUGAAGGACAGAAAGCAACAAACAGAUGAAUUGAAGCAGACAGACUUUACACGUAUCCAUAAAAAGUGCCACAUACCCUCAAAGUGACUUUUCUGGUGUAGAGGCUGUGAUCUGGUCUGGUCACAAACACGGUUUAGCUUUAAAAAUGUCAUGCCUGCGACCUCUGGUUCUUAGGAUGAUCUCAAAUCUUCUUUUGCCAAAACCACAAUCACAACAGGGAGAUAUUUCUACGUGCUUGUCAAUUUUAACGAGGCAAAAAUGACAACGGAGCCUUAAAAUGGAAGUUUGCUGCAGACGGUUUUCAUUUUGUGUGAAAGUGUGACUCCAAGAUGAGAGUCUAUACUGAAUAUGUGUGUGCCUUGAAAUUAUGAUAACCAUGAGAUUGCAGAUGCAUGAAAGAUUGUGAAGGGAGCCGAGAUCAUGUGACAUGACAAAGACUUGUACUUGUUAAAGGUUACAUUCGUAAAUUAUUUCAGGAGUUUUCACCUGCUGCUUAUCUUUUCUCAAAGUCUGGUGGAUGCACAAAAAAAUAAAAGGGUGUCAAUAA
This is a messenger RNA of Scophthalmus maximus (turbot), 2891 nucleotides long. It is a transcript of the gene chchd3b, whose product is annotated as coiled-coil-helix-coiled-coil-helix domain containing 3b. The transcript has 9 exons. Gene Ontology annotation, cellular component: MICOS complex; mitochondrion. NCBI's taxonomy places the organism in Eukaryota, Metazoa, Chordata, Actinopteri, Pleuronectiformes, Scophthalmidae. Gene Ontology annotation, biological process: inner mitochondrial membrane organization. The record is from RefSeq and is a predicted model, not a curated record. The coding region runs from base 147 to 2282 and encodes 711 amino acids.